AUGAAAUCAAGAAUCGCCGUGCUGCUGUUACUAUGCAUCACUCUCUACCUAAUCAGCAUUCAACGCAUAAACAUUUCCCCAUUGCUGAAAACCGAAUCACAAACACAAAUUCCGAGUCCGGCAGCGUAUCCACCCAGUCCCACUAAUCUGACCCACCUGCUCUUCGGGAUACUGGGGUCGGAAAAGGCGUCGCGCCACCGCAGGGCCUACACAGAGUCCUGGUGGCGGCCUGGUGCCACCCGAGGCGCUCUCUUCCUUGACAAACCACCCCCGUCGGGUGCAUUGAGUCUCCCGCCUUACAGAGUCUCGGAUGACCUCAGCGGGCUGCUCAACAAGCGCGAUCUCCGGGCCCAGAGGAUGGUGCACGGGAUCCUCGAGCUCAUAAGGGAUUUUGCAAUUGAGGAAUUCAGGUGGGUGGUGAUGGGAGACGACGACUCCAUUUUUUUCUUGGAUAAUAUAGUGGAGGUGGUGGCGAGGCUCGAUCACACCAGAUAUUUCUACCUUGGGGGGCAGUCGGAGUUUUUAAUGUCGAGUUAUGUCUUCUCUUUCGACGAGGCGUUUGGUGGAGCCGGGAUCAUCUUGAGUUAUCCCCUGGCCAAAGCUUUGGCUGCGGAUAUGGCUGGCUGUCUCACAAGAUAUGCAUUCUUGAAUUCUUCUGAUAAUACUACUAAAAACUGUGUUGCUGAUAUCGGUGUCAAUCUCUCUCCCCAAAUGGGGAGUCACCAGAUUGAUUUACAAGGCGAUAUAUCCGGUCUCCUAUCAGCACACCCGCUUUCCCCGUUACUCUCGCUCCACCAUUUCGACGUCGUGGAUCCAAUAUUUCCGUCCAAGAACCGUUUGGAAUCGACGCGCCACCUCAUGAAGGCAGCGGCGACGGACCAGUCAAGGAUGCUGCAGCAAAGCAUAUGCCACGAGAGGCAAAGGAAGUGGACCAUCUCGAUUGCGUGGGGAUAUUCAGCACAAAUAUACGAAACAAUCUACCCGCGCAGCUACCUGCAGAUGCCCCUGGAGACAUUCAGGCCGUGGUAUAAGCGCCGAGACGUAAACCCGGAGCCCCCUUACUACAGGCUGAACACGCGGCCCCUCUCCAGAGACCCUUGCGAAGCCCCACACAGUUUCUUUCUGGAGGAGGUGGUUCAGAAUGAGCGCGGUGAAGUGAUCACUACGUAUGCUCGAGCGCGGCCUCGCCAACUGCCGCCCUGUAAUUCCUCUCAUUCAGCAGAUGCUAUCAACCGUAUUAAACUACACUCACCUGCCACUAAGCGAUAUCAGAUGGAUAGAUGUGAGUGUUGUGACAUCAUUGGAAUGGACAAUCAUAUGGCGGAAGUCAGGCUCAGGGAAUGCAUGCUCGGUGAAAUCAUUGCUUAA
This is a messenger RNA of Salvia splendens (bonfire salvia), 1368 nucleotides long. RefSeq lists its product as uncharacterized. Bases 1 to 1368 code for a protein of 455 amino acids. The transcript has 3 exons. The record is from RefSeq and is a predicted model, not a curated record. Lineage: Eukaryota; Viridiplantae; Streptophyta; Magnoliopsida; Lamiales; Lamiaceae.